AAAUUCAAAAUUUAUUGUCCCCAUUUAACGAGUUUCGAAAAGAAAAGCCAUAGCAUGGGAAAAUCACUAUUGGGUGCUGGAUCCGUGGAUUCGUCAUAUAGAUACGCCCAAUUCUUAUUGAAGCUGACAUAGCGUGCGUCUCAAGUAUUCUGUAGCCGAAAGUUUUCGUCCUUGAAGGAUGAGUUGGUGAAGAAAAUACCGCAGGAACGAGAGCGCAUGCUAGGCAUUAAGUGUCUGCACGGCAAUAAAACACUCGGCGACAUUAAAAUAGCCAAUGUGAUGGGGGGACUGCGUGGCCUGCCGCUGUUGAUGUGUGAUACUUCGUAUGUGGACGCCCUGAAUGGCAUAUUCUAUCGUGGCAUUAUGCUGAAGGAUGUUGUCAAAAAACUGCCACGCAGCGAGGGCGGCAAGGAGGGUACACCAGAGGGUGCCUUUUGGUUGCUGACUCUCGGUAAUAUGCCCACAAAGGAUCAGGCGCAAAGCAUCACCUGUGAGUGGAAUGAGCGCGGCAAGCUGCCAGACUAUGUUACCAAGCUGCUCGACUCCAUGGACAAAAAGAUACAUCCCAUGGCGCAAUUCAUUGCGGCCAUCGCCUGCCUCAAUCCAGAGAGCCAGUUCGUCAAGGCCUACAACAAGGGAGCCAAGAAGCCCAAAUAUUGGGAGUACAUUUAUGAGGACUCGAUGAACCUCUGCGCCUACCUCAUCUCAGUUGCGGCCAUCAUUUACGGAAAUGUUUUCAAGGAGGGGAAGGGCGAACGCAAGCUGGACGGCAACUUGGACUGGUCGGGCAACUUUUGCAAGAUGCUUGGCUUCGAUGACAAGAACUUCUUCGAUCUAAUGCGUCUGUAUUUGGUGCUGCACGCUGACCACGAGGGCGGUAACGUUUCGGCGCACACCACCCACUUGGUGGGGUCUGCGCUCAGCGAUCCGUAUUUGUCUUUUUCUGCCGCCAUGUGCGGACUGGCAGGACCUUUGCAUGGCUUGGCCAACCAGGAGGUGCUGGUUUGGCUAACCGAUUUGAAGAAAACGAUCGGUGAAGAUCCCAAAGACGAUGAGAUUAUCAAGUUCGUGAACGAUACUCUGGCCUCUGGGCGUGUGGUACCUGGUUAUGGUCAUGCCGUGUUGCGGGACACAGAUCCACGCUUCGUACUGCAGAACGAAUUCGCGAUGAAAAACUGCAAGGACGAUGUGAAUGUCAAACUGGUGACCCGUCUGUGGAAACUUAUACCAGACAUACUGAAGAAGCUCGGAAAAGUGUCCAAUCCCUAUCCGAAUGUCGAUGCACAUUCUGGCGUCCUCCUGCAACACUAUUGCCUGCGAGAAAGCCAAUUCUACACCGUACUGUUCGGCGUCUCAAGAGCUCUGGGCGUUCUAGCGCAACUCAUUUGGGCCCGUGCCCUCGGAGCGCCCCUUGAGCGCCCAAAAUCGUUCACCACCUCGUUCCUUUGCCAAUACAUUAACGAGCAGGAGAAGAAAAACGAGAAGAAGUAAAUGGUAGCGAAGCAAAUGGUAUAAUAUAUAUUCAGUUGAUCCUACAAUCCGAUCCCAGUGGUAUAUAUAUUGGCAGCACUACUAUCACUGUAUUUAAGCAGAAUUGUAAUUGCCUUUGUGACCAAACUCUAAUAAAAGUUUAAAACAAUUCUUUGUACAAAA
This is a messenger RNA of Scaptodrosophila lebanonensis, 1653 nucleotides long. Its product is annotated as probable citrate synthase, mitochondrial. NCBI's taxonomy places the organism in Eukaryota, Metazoa, Arthropoda, Insecta, Diptera, Drosophilidae. The record is from RefSeq and is a predicted model, not a curated record. Gene Ontology annotation, biological process: tricarboxylic acid cycle; carbohydrate metabolic process. The transcript has 4 exons. Bases 217 to 1491 code for a protein of 424 amino acids. Gene Ontology annotation, cellular component: mitochondrial matrix.